Triticum turgidum subsp. durum (durum wheat) is the source of this 1110-nucleotide messenger RNA. NCBI's taxonomy places the organism in Eukaryota, Viridiplantae, Streptophyta, Magnoliopsida, Poales, Poaceae. The record is from the annotation of a GenBank genome assembly.
AUGGGCAAGAUUAAGAUCGGAAUCAACGGUUUCGGAAGGAUCGGGAGGCUCGUCGCCAGGGUCGCCCUCCAGAGCGACGAUGUCGAGCUCGUCGCCGUCAACGACCCCUUUAUCACCACCGAGUACAUGACCUACAUGUUCAAGUACGACACCGUUCACGGCCACUGGAAGCACAGUGACAUCAAGCUCAAGGACGACAAGACGCUGCUCUUUGGCGAGAAGCCAGUUACCGUCUUCGGCGUCAGGAACCCUGAGGAGAUCCCGUGGGGUGAGGCUGGUGCCGAUUACGUUGUGGAGUCCACCGGUGUCUUCACUGACAAGGACAAGGCCGCUGCUCACUUGAAGGCUGUUGGCAAGGUUCUUCCUGAGCUGAAUGGCAAGCUUACCGGUAUGUCUUUCCGGGUUCCCACUGUGGAUGUGUCAGUUGUUGAUCUCACUGUUAGAACCGAGAAGGCUGCAUCAUACGAUGACAUCAAGAAGGCUAUCAAGGCUGCAUCUGAGGGAAAACUCAAGGGGAUCAUGGGUUAUGUCGAGGAAGAUUUGGUCUCCACUGACUUUGUCGGUGACAGCAGGUCGAGCAUCUUUGAUGCCAAGGCUGGAAUUGCUCUGAACGACCAUUUCGUCAAGCUCGUCUCGUGGUACGACAACGAGUGGGGUUACAGGGCGCGCACAUGGCAGAAGGUGCGUGGGCGCGACCCAGAGACGUGCACGCUGGUGGUUCCGGCGAGGGCUACUGGUGCCGGCGUGGAUUUGGUGGUAGAAAUCAAGAAGGAGCAUCAAGUGUUGAUGGUUAACAUGACCACUAGUUUUAAGAAAAAGGGCAAAGGAAAGAAGGGGAACUUCAAGAAGAAUAGCAAGCAAGUUUCUGCUCCCGGGAAGAAGCCCAAGUCUGGACCUAAGUCUGAAACCGAGUGCUUCUACUACAAAGGGACUGGUCACUGGAAGCGGAGCUGCCCCAAGUAUUUGGCGGAUCAGAAGGAUGGAAAAGUGAAAGGUGGCUUCUUCGUCGGUAUGGUGGCUCCACUGAACUCUGCAAAACUUGAUGACCUUGCUACGUGUAACUCGGCCGGCAAACUCGAGAAUCUUGAUGGGUUUCUCCUCGUAGGUUAG